Molecule: messenger RNA, 2949 nt
Organism: Silurus meridionalis
Lineage: Eukaryota; Metazoa; Chordata; Actinopteri; Siluriformes; Siluridae
Gene: steap3
Product: STEAP family member 3, metalloreductase
Biological process (GO): copper ion import
Cellular component (GO): endosome; plasma membrane
Molecular function (GO): cupric reductase (NADH) activity; ferric-chelate reductase (NADPH) activity
Source: RefSeq, a predicted model, not a curated record
ACCCAUAACACGCAUAUUCACACACACACACGCACACACACACGGUACAGAGGACAGAGAGCUGCUUGAGUGUGGAGAACAGCAGCUAUGUCGAAUGAGAUGAGCACUCCACUUCUUCUGGAUGAAGAGGACACAGUUGAGGCUGUAACUCCCAGCUCUUCCACUGUAGCCAUACUGGGUUCUGGAGACUUCUCACGCUCACUGGCUAUGCGUCUGGUGGCAUGUGGAUUUGGUGUGGCAGUGGGAAGUCGCUGUGUGAGGCGCAUCUCCCCUGGUCUAUUUCUGGAUGCCGUGGAGCUGAAUAGUCAGGAGGCUGCAGUAGCAAAAGCGAAGAGUCUGGUAUUCAUGGCCCUGUUUCCUGAACACUAUCCAUCCUUGCUGGGCCUCAGGUCAGCACUGGCUGGAAAGAUUCUCGUGGACGUGAGUAAUGCCUUGGAGAUGAGCAGCAAGACACCAUCUAAUGCAGAACAGCUUGCUGAUAUGUUCCCUGACAGUGCGGUUGUUAAAGGUUUUAACACAAUUUCUGCCUGGAGUCUGCAGACUGGUGCACAGGAUGGCAGCCGUCAGGUGCUGCUGUGCAGUGACAGUGCAGAAGCAAAGCAUGAGGUGGCCCAGCUUGCCCGGCGCAUGGGCUUUUACCCAGUAGAUGUUGGCAGCCUGCGCAGCGCGAAGGAUCUCGAAAGAAAGCCCUUACGUUUCUUCCCGUCGUGGCGUGGGCCUGUCCUCAUCACCUUCCUGCUUUUCCUUUUCUUCUACUGCUAUGGAUUUAUACGUGGGAUUCUUCUGCCAUACUUGUCCUGUGGACAAAACUCCUUUUACCGUAUGGUCCUGGAUCUAGUGAACGAAAGCCUUCCGUGCGUGGCGCUGGUCAGCCUUGCACUGGUGUAUCUACCAGGGCUGUUUGCAGCAUGGCUGCAGCUUUGGAGAGGCACUAAGUACCAGCGUUUUCCCAACUGGCUGGAUGCCUGGCUUCUGCAGAGGAAGCAGCUUGGCCUAAUGAGCUUCCUGUGUGCUGCUCUGCAUGGAGUGUACAGCCUCUGCAAUCCACUGCGUACCAUCACACAACACAGGCUCAUCAAUGAUGCUUACUCACAGGUGAAGUCAGGUGUGGAUGCGUGGGAUGAACAGGGUGUAUGGCGUACUGACCUCUAUGUGUCCAGUGGAGUGUUAGGCCUGGGGAUUCUCUCCCUGCUGGCUAUCACGUCUUUCCCUUCAGUGGGCAACAUUCUCACAUGGAGGGAGUUCACCUUUGUUCAGUCUGGACUGGGCUACACUGCUUUGACUCUCUGUGUCAUGCACACGUUGGUGUUUGGCUGGAAUUUUGCCUUCUCUUCCAAGGCCUACGCUUUCUAUAUGCCACCCAGCUACAUGCUAGCUGUGUUUUUGCCAUGCGCUGUCCUGGUGUGCCGAUGUUUCCUGCUGUUGCCGUGUAUUUCCACCAGGUUGGCACGCAUACGUCGGGGCUGGGAAAGCACACGCAAAUGCCCCGUGUCACAGCACCACCCAGUGCGGGUGAACAGGACAGUUUUACAGGUCUAGUUGGGGUACAGGUCAUGUGUCACUUAUGAUGCAUUUAUUGGUUUACAAAAUGUAAUAGUUUUAAUAUAUAUAUUCUUCUAUAAGGAUUACACAUUUUAGAUACUGUUGCCUUAUGGCAAUAUUUUUUUAAGAAAAGGGUUUUGGACAAAAGUUAAGGGUUGGGAAGAAUAAUGGUCUUUCACUAACCUUCAGAGACAGGGCACACUAGCAUAGCAAUUUAUUUAUUAACUUCGAAAUGGCAGUUCUGCAAUAUGCCAGUAUAAUUACAAACAUUUUAUAUCACAUAUAAUAUUAUCAAUUUGCUGUGACAGUAUAAAUUUAAAACUCUAGCCUCUAUUAAGAGUGUGCUAGUGGAAAUUUUUUAAAGACUUUUUUCCUUGUCAAUUGCAAGCCAGAGAAAACAGUAUUUCUGUAUUGGUUAGAUUGUGCAUUUAUCUUACCAAGCAUAAAAAAUGAGUUGUUUCCUCAACAAAUCUGCAAUUGCACCACUGAAGUAGUGUUUUAUGAAAUAACAUCCACUUGGAAAUUGGCACAUUGUAAAUAAAUUCAGGUUACUGUUCUUUUUACAUCUUUAUACCUAUAAUAGCAGCCACUGUCAGUCAUUCCACUGGGCCAUUAUCCUGUUGGCCUGCAGUAAACAUUUUAUCAGUGAGCAUAAUGACUUCCAAAAAUCUGCAUGAUAAGCUAGUUGUUAUACUUUGUCAAACCUUUAUACAGCAAUGAAAAGUCUCAUUAUCUAGUGAAGGUUCACCAUAACAGUUUUAUGAAAGGAAAUGUAUUCUAUAGCCCCUGAAAUAAAACGAACACAGGCACAGCUAAUUAAGAAAACGUGAAAUGCCAAAAGGACUUUGCUUUCGCAUUAAACACGUGUGAGCGUGUUAUCUGGCAUUUUCAGUAAGAAUGGGGGCACUAUAGAAAGCCUUCAACCAACUACCAUUAUACCAAAGUCUGGCAUAUUUCACAUUAUCAUUGUUUUGAUAAGCAAAAACUGGACCCAGACAUUACAUGAGAUUGAUUUUAUAUGCGCUAAACAAUAUGAUUUGAUAAAGGACCUUUUAACACUUUUAAAUGAUUGUAAUAUAAUUUUUUUUUUAUGUACCAAAAAACAAAAAACAGGCAAAAAUAUUUUAAAUGGGGUUUAUUUAAUAAGCAAUUUGUCACAUGCACAACUGAUUGAUAAGUAAUUAAAAGAAAACAAAUGGUAUUAAAAAUGUUAUGCAUGUAAUCACAUCCGUUUUUUUAUGCUGAUUAAAUUUUUUAAACAUUAAAGUUCAUGUAUUUCUCAGUGCAUACAUUCCUGUGAAAAUUGUGCAAGCGACAUGAAGAAAAAAAAAAACUCUAUAAAAUGAAACUUAUGUAACUUUAAAUCAUGUCUGUCUAAAAUAAAGUCUGCUGACAAAGUGACUGAAA